Molecule: messenger RNA, 5753 nt
Organism: Heterocephalus glaber (naked mole-rat)
Lineage: Eukaryota; Metazoa; Chordata; Mammalia; Rodentia; Bathyergidae
Gene: C2cd2
Product: C2 calcium dependent domain containing 2
Source: RefSeq, a predicted model, not a curated record
CGGCUCCGCUCCGCCGCCCGCUCCGCCGCCCGCUCCCAGACGCGCUCCCGGCUCCGGCCGUGGCCCUCGUCCCGGCGACGGCCGGGGAUGCGCCCGCACCAUGGCCGCGCUGGGCGGGUGGCUGGGCGCGGCGCAGUGGCUCGCGCUGGUGUCGCUCUUCGUGGCCGCGGUGGCCACCGUGGGCCUGUACCUGGCGCAGUGGGCGCGGGCCAGGCCACGGACCCCGCGCGGGCGCCGGCCGGGGCGGCCCGAGGGGCGGCAGCCGGACGCGCUGCUGUCGUGGAUGCUGACGCUGGACGGCUGGGGCGCGCAGUGGCGGGCGGCCUGGGUGGCCGCCCUGAACGCCGCGGCCGGCGGGACCCGGGGCCCACUGCGCCUCUCCUUCCAGCAGGACCCUCGGCCGCAGCCCCUGCAGCUGGCAGUCUCAGAAGUGUCCAGUGUGGCCAAGUCAUCCCAGGAGAAGGUGGUGACCUGCCGUGCAGUGGGGGAUGCCCUGCAGUUCCUGGUCAGUGUGGGGCCGGCCUCCUCGGAGGACCCAGGGUGCCAGCUGUGUGACGUGCGGCUGUCCCCAGUGCACCUGCAGCUGGAGUUCCACAUGAGAGAAAAGAGAGAGGACAUCCAGAUCCAGUGGUCCUUCAUCCCCAUGCCAGAAACAGAUGUGCAGGUCCAGCCCUGCACCCCGGCAGCCGCAGAGGACCCGGCGGUGGAGCCGGAGGCCGUGUCCCGGGCGCUGCGGGACGUCCUGAAGCGCCUGGUGGGCCCUGCCGCGCCGGCGGUGGUCCUGAGCACCAGGCCCGCGGACCGGCAGGAGGCUCAGCUGCCCCGCGCCUCCCCACCCGCUCAGGACUGCUGCCCCCCCAAGCCGCCCAGGGCACACGAGCUGAGGCUGCAGGUGAAGAACAUCCGGGCCUCACUGCUCCUCGAUCCAGGGGCCUCAGCGGCUCCUGUGAUUGCAGGCGGCACCAGCCCUGUGUGCAUGGCGCAGCUGGAUGACCCGGCUCAGAGCUUCACCAGCUCCCGGGUGAGGAACACUACAGACCUUGCGUGGGAGGAAGAGUUCACCUUUGAGCUCAACGCCAAGUCCAGGGAGCUGUACCUGCAGAUCUUGGAGGAGGGGCGGCCCUCAGAAGGUCCCGUGGCGAUGGUCCCGCUGGACCUGUUUAGGAAGCAGCCCUCCGGACCGCAGAGCUUCACGCUGACCAGUGGGCCAGGCCUGGGCAGCACAGUGCUGGGCUCGGUCACCGCGGAGUUCUCGUACACGGAGCCCGGGGAGCCCAAAGCCCUGCACGCCCUCGCACCCAUGCCCACCGCCCAGGUGGAGAAGGACCGCACCGUGCUGCCCUGCGGCACCGUGGUCACCACUGUCACCGCCCUGAAGACCAAGCCGCGCUUCGACUCCGGGAGGGCGUCGGACUCUCCCGUGAGGACACCCGUCAAGGUGAAGGUCAUCGAGAAGGACAUCUCCGUGCAGGCCAUCUCCCACCACAGCGCGCCCGUCAGCAAGACGCUGUCCUCUUCCGACACGGAGCUGCUGGUGCUGAGUGGGUCGGACCCUGUGGCUGAAGUCGCCAUCCGACAGCUCAGUGAGUCCUCGAAGCUGAAGCUGAAGUCGCCCAGGAAGAAGAGCACGCUCAUCAUUUCUGGGGUCUCCAAGGCCUGCCUCUCUCAGGACCACGACGCUGCCCUCAGGAUGGACCAUUCGGCCUCCGUGCACAGCGCCCACCAGGACGAUGGCCCGGCCACCGCCUCCGCCCCCCCUGCCGGGCCCGAGCCAAUCCUGGUCCCCGCUGCCCUCGAGGGCCCGCAGCCUGAGCCCGACCCCGAGCCCUGGGACCUGGAGAAGGAGGAGGUGGCAGCGUGGAGCCAGCCCUGCCUGUUGGCGCCCGGCGGGGACAGGGAUGGGGAUGGGCUGUCUGAGAGCUCCCUGAGCACCUCGGAGCUGGGCAACGCCAGGAAACGGAAAGGAGGAAUCCUUAGGAAAGGCGCCAAGCUGUUCUUCCGCCGGCGGCACCAGCAGAAGGACCCGGGCAUGAGCCAGUCGCACAACGACCUGCUUUUCCUGCAGCAGCCUGAGGGGCCCCGCCGGAAGGGCAAGACCCUCACCCGCAUCCUGAACAAGAAGCUGCUCCCUCGCCAGCGGGGCAGGGACGCCGUGAACGGUUUGCCCGGGGAGCCUUGCACGUAGCCCUCGUGGCCACUCCUUCCUCAGGAAGCCGAGGACGACUGACGUGGGCCUGCCCAGGAGGGAGCGGGUACCAGCCGAUGCCCAACACCUGCCUUCUUGCUGGGUUCCUUCCAGCACUCUGGGCCUAAGCACCUGGCAUCUUCAGCUUUGGCCAAAGAGGGCUGAUGGCCCAGUAUGUGCCAGGUGCCCCCCAGGACCUGCCGGCCCUGGCUUGGGCCAUGCUCCAGCCUGCUGUGAGGUUCUUCCGGAAGGAGAGAAGCACCAUGCUUUGUGGGGCUGCAGUGGGGCAGGGCUGGCACACCCACGCUGCCCCCAGAAGAGUGCUGGGCUCCACGCCUGACCGCAUGGGGAGGAGGAGCCCCACGCUGUCCCUGGGCACCAUGUGGGUGGGACACGGCCCUGGUCCUCUGCCAGAACAAAAACAUGAACCUGGCCUGGAGGACGGAGGUGGGGCGUGGUGGGAUUUUUUUUUUUUUUUUUUUUUGGUACCAGGGAUCGAACUCGGGACCUUGAGCUUGCGAGGCAGGCAGUGAAACCACUGAGCUAAAUCCCCGGCCCUAGUGAGAUUUUUGAUAAACACAAAUUAUGAUAGGAAUGGAAAUGCUUCAACAAAUAUAGGAAAGCUUCUGCCUUUGACAUUAGCCAUAGAACUUGACCUUGUAUGCGAGCCCUGCAUCAGUCCUAUGCAUAUUUUGCUCAACACUUCCAAGUUUCCCCAAGCCGACUGGCUGCUGGAGAUGCUCUCAGGCCAAGUGGAUUUACAUUUUUCUCUGGCACAUCAAGCGCAGGAUGCCUAGGGGACUGGAGACAGGAGGUUUGCCUCCCGUCUGCUUGUGCAGCAGGCCUGGCACAGGAAGCCGGGGCAGCGAGCACCAGCUCACCAGGUGCACAUGCGUGGAUCUUGCCAGAUAUGGCUGACAGCCCAGGAAAGCCCGUCAGGGCUGUAGAGGAGGAAAUGACCUUGUGUCUUUGGGUCAGCCUUAGGAAUGCAAGCUCAAUAACAGAUGGGCCGACUCGCAGGAGCUUCUUGGGGCUCUCCUGGAUUACACUGUGCACAGCGCUCCUAGCCACGUUUUGGGGUGUCCUUCAAGGGGCACACGGUUUUCUGUCCCUGAGCACCGAGAGACCACUUUCCCAGCCCAAGGCUGGUGCUGUCCAGUCUGCUCACAGCGAGCACUGCGCUUUGGCCCCUUGACAGUUCCUGCCAGGGGACGAGCAGGUUGCAGGGUGACUGUCCUGCAGGUGGGGGCCUCACAGAUUCAGCUUCUGGAGCUGGGGAAGGCUGGGGGAGGCCCGACUCCCAGCAUGGGUCGGGGCCCAGUUGUGCACCCCUAACACAUUCUGGGGAAACCACCGGUGGUGAGCAGAUGCCUGGAAGGAAGCCCAAACAACAGCACUUGUGUUUCUUUCCUGUUUUGGAGGGACAGAUUCGAAAACUACACUAGAAAUUUUGCUUUCAAAUUCACAGAGUUACGGAGUGACUACCACGACUUUGUAACUACUGUUUUUAUUUUUUUGUUUUGUUUUGGUUUUUUUGGUACUGGAGAUCAAACCCGGGACCUUGCACUUGCGCGGCAGGUGGCAGCACCACUGAGCUAAGUACCCGGCUCUAAAAAGGCUCUUUCUAAUUUAAUCAUUGUAAAGUCCCCAAGCCCCCCACACACACCUUGGCAAGCUAGUGUCCCGAGUCAGAGACCACUCCUUACCUCUGUGAGUGGAGGGUCCCCUUAAUCUUUCCUCGUACUCGAAGUGUUACUGUCACGUGCUGGCAGAACUUGUGACAUACAACAAACAUUUUUCUUCUUUUCUUUCUUUUCAGUACUGGGAUUGACCCCACAGCCUUGCCCAUGCCAGGCAAGUGCUCUACCACUGAGCUAUGCUCCCAGCCCCAGUUUUCAAAUUUUAGUUUGAAAUAGGCUGGCCUUGAACUUGGCAAUCCUCCUGCCUCAGCCUCCUGAGUGGCUGGGGUUAGUACGGGUGUGCACCAUCUCGCUGAGCUUACAAGGCUUUAACCCUGAGAGGACACGAUGUGUCAGAAUUUCAGACCCUGAUCAGAAGUUUUUAGUACAGACCUCGUUCCCUUUUUCCAAAAUGUCUGGAGGCCAGAAGUGCUUGAUGUUUCAAGGUUCUCCUGCCUGGAAUGUGUGAACAGCCCUUCCUGGCUGAUCAUCCUCUAAUCUGAAAAUCCAAAGCGCUCAGAAACCUGAAACUUCAUGAGUGCCCCGGUGCUCGGAGGGCUUCUGACUUGGGAGUUUUGCGUUAGGGACGCCCUGCCACCAGUUUCCGCGGUUUGGUUUGGAAGUUCCGUAUGCUGGUGUUUGAACUUUCUGCUCCUCGCUCUCAGACAGACAGAGCUGUUUCAACCAUCCUGCUUCCUGCAGUGACCUGUGUGCCCUCCACCAAGUGGCCUUUUCCCUGUGACAGAGAUCACUAGUGUCGCAGAGGGUGACAGACACCAGAGACCGCAGGUGGCCUUGGGGGCCCUGAGAAAACGGGCCAUCCUGAAGCUGUGAGGCCCCACUCCUAGCGUCCCCCGGGGGUCUGUUUUUCAGUGGUGUAAGGUGUUUGUGUCACAGUGCGUGUCACUGACAGUAAAGAUGGGGUCAUGUGAUGUGGGACAUGCUAACAACGCUGGUAGGUGGGUCACCUGCCACGAGUUUUAGUGGCUUCAGGGCUUUUGUGUAUUUUUAUUUCAUCUUGAUGAAAUUUUUUGCAGAUUAAAUUUUAAAAGCAAUUCCUCCUGGACAGAGAUACUGACACGUGUUUGUGUCUUUGAAAGCAGGCAGUGGGGUAGUUGGAAUGAGCCAGCCACCCCCUGCCCUGCUUUGUUAAGGGGCUGUGAAGAGGCCUUUCAGGGGAGUGUUGCAUUUUCAUGUACCAAUAAUGAACGUCCAGACCUCCUGUUCCAAUAGAAAACCUGCUGUGAGAAGGGUCCACAUGAGCACUUUAUCUUAAUCGAGCUUCAAGUUUGAGUUCAACACCAGCCCUAGAUUCCUCACCAUGGCUGCCUGCCUGGUCUUCACCCAUCUAGAUUUCUGGCUGCAUCUGCCAAAGAGAGCCUGGGACUUUCUUCUUGAGCAGAAAGGGAAGGGUCAGUUUGCAUUGCUGCACCAGAAAGCGGGUAUUUUGUAGGCCCUGGUGGAUGAUGGAAGUCCAAUUGUCCACCUCCGGGGGCCAGAACCCAGGCCUCAGUUGGGACCAAGUUGGAUGCCAGGCCCUGUCUCCACCGCCCCAGAUGGGGAGGCAGCAGAACCCCAGAACCGCAGGGCUCUCUGCUGACCCCAGGCUGUGGCCCCACUGUCCCCAAGCCUUCCGCUGUGUGCUUUUUCUCCAGUGCUGGGUCAGUCCCACAUCUAAAGAGAAGAAAAUGCAGGUUCCCAGGGCAGAGGCCUGGUGUGACGAGGCAUGCGAGUGGCCAUCAGGCUCCAUGGAGGUGACGGAGCCCCAGCAGCACUUUACACACGAUGACCCCACCCCGCACUGUGUCCCUGGCCCCACAGGUCCCACCGGAGGACUGCAGUGUAGUUUGAGCAGUCGUUGGGAGAAAUAAACAUGCACAUAGAACACA